AUGACUUGCUACUGCGUUAAAAACAAACUGUCUCCAUUAUUCUCACAAAUUGGAUAUCAUAUAGGAUGUCAUCCCAUAUUUUAUACUCUAAUACCAAUUAUUGUGUCAGGAAUUCUUGCUUUUGGAUUUUUGAACGCAAAAUUAGUGACGGAUAUUGAAUAUCUUUACACACCUAUCAACGGAAGAUCCUUAACAGAAAGAAGAAUUGUCGAAUCUUUGUUUCCUCCAAAUUUAUCUUCCGAUUACGAUUUCUUGAGAAUCACGAAGUUUGGACGACUCGGUUCAAUUCUGGCGGUAUCAAAAGUUAACGAUUCUAUGUUAAACGAACCAAUAAUGAGAGAUAUAAUAGAAUUGGAUCGUUUUAUCAAAAAUAUUAACUUCGUUUGGAAUAAUUCGUCCGUAAAAUACGAAAAUCUUUGUUGUAGAACUAUUCGUAACGAGUGCUUCGAAAAUAUGAUCUUGACGUUUGCGAGAAAAAUAAAUGAAAUCAAGAAUGGAAAAUAUGUAAUAAAAUAUCCCAUAGAUAAAACUAUAAGCGAAUUAAGGAUUUCUGCAAUUAACGUAGGAGGGGUGCGUGUAAAUGCACGAGAAGAACUGGAAGAUUUUCAUAUUGUUCGUUUGUUCUAUCCGUUAGAUUACAGCACAGAAGAAAAAAAUAAAAUGUCACUGAAAUGGGAAAGUGAAUUUUUGAAGCAAUUAUCUAAUUUAAAACUGAAAAACAUCGAUUUCUACAAGUUUGUCGGAAAGACUUUCGACGACGAACUCAAUCGACUUACUGAUAUGGCAUUACCCCUUUUAUUAAUUGCCAUUCCCGUUAUGUUGAUAUUUGCAGCGAUAUCUUGCAUGUCGUCGGAUGCCGUAACCAGCAAACCGUGGUUGGGUGUUGCUAGCUGCUUAUCCUCGUUCUUAGCAACCGGUUCUGCAUUUGGCUUAUUGUUGUAUAUUAACGUGCCAUAUGUCGAUUUGAACUUGGCUAUUUUCUUUCUUAUGCUCGGCAUCGGACUUGACGAUUCUUUCGUUUUAUUGGCAUCUUGGAGACGUACUAACUGCAAAGACACUGUAAUGAAAAGAAUGAGUGAUGCGUAUUCGGAAGCCGCGGUAUCAAUAACCAUAACUUCCACCACAAAUUUUUUUUCUUUCUGCAUGGGACUUCUAACACCGUUCAGAAUUAUUCAUAUUUUCAGCAUUUAUAGUUCUUUGUCCAUUUUAUUUGAUUACCUCUACCAGAUAUUCUUCUUCGGAGGAUUAAUGGCAUUAGAGGGAUACAGGGAACAAAAGAACAGGCAUUGUGUCUUUUUUACUAAAGUUAAUUCAAGUAACGUUAUUGAAGAAGAAAUGAACGUUCGGAAGAAAAAAGACAACUUUAUGAUGGUAUUUUUUAAAGAUAUUCUAGGGAAAAUCCUGCAAAACAAACUGAUUAAAAUAAUAGCUAUUAUUUUGUUCAUCUCUUAUUUAGGGUGCGGUGUAUAUUUUAUGAAAUGGAUAAAGGAAGGAUUAGAUUACAUUAACAUAUUCCCAUUUCAUUCCUACGUCAUUAAUUACAUGCUACUACAUUAUCGAUAUUUCACUGAAUUUCCUCACAGGAUACACGUCGUUAUUAAUCAGACACUCGACUAUUCUGAUCCCGCUGUACAAAAGGGAAUAGAUGAGCUCUUAAACUCUUUCGAGACAGCUCCAUUUAUGAGCGAUUCCUCGAAAUCUGAGUGCUGGAUGAGAGAAUAUCUUUCGUUCAUCAAUGAACCUAUUUCGCAGAUUUCGCUGAGAGGUUACAAUUUGAGCGAUUCAAAGGAUUUCCUGGAUGGAUUCAAAAACGUUUUUUUGAAUAUCAAACGAGCAGGGAGAUUUAGAAAAGACGUUCUUUUUAAUAGUCGAGGUGACAAAAUAGUAGCUACCAGAUUUUUCAUACAAAGUCACAAUGUAAGAAAUUCCUCCGCAGAAAAAUAUCUAUUAGAAAAUAUUCGAAGAAUUGCAGAUAAAAGCAAGUAUAAUGUUUAUGUAUGCAAUUUAUGGUUCGUUAUGUACGAUCAAUAUUUAGAUGUCAUAUCGACGUGUGUGCAAACAGUGGGUAUUACAGCAGUAAUUGUAUGCAUAAUAUUUACUAUAUUCAUUCCAAACUUAAUCUGUACCUUAGCAGUUAUGGUAACGGUAAUAAGUAUACAAAUCGGAGUCGUUGGUUUUAUGUCGGUGUGGAAUGUCAACGUCGAUUCGGUAACAAUGCUGAUUUUAGUCAUGAGUACGGGUUUUUGCGUCGAUUAUUCGUCCCACAUAUCUUACGCCUACGUAAAUUGUCCACAAUACGAUUCAAAUGAAAAGCUAAGAAUCUCUUUAUAUGCCGUGGGUUAUCCAAUUUUACAAGGAUGCUUUUCCACUAUUUUAGGUGUCUUCGUAUUGUACUUUGGAGACUCCUAUCUGUUUGUUAUUUUCUUUAAAGUUAUAUUUUUAGUUAUGGUUUUUGCAGCUUUUCAUGGUUUAAUUCUAUUGCCUGUCGUUCUUAGUAUUGUAGAUUCUACGUUUUGUAAGAAAAAGAAAACAAAUUUCAAUAAUAACAACGAAGUACAUAAGAUGAAAAAAUUUAUAUCGUUAGAAAGAAAUCACCAAAUUCCGUUUAUAGAUGAAGAAUAAAUUCAUUUUUAUCAACUUAAUUCUUGUUUUUAAAUUGGUCUUGUCAAUAAGAAAAAAUAUUUCUUCGUAUUGUUAGGAGCAACUUCUUUAAAAGUUCAUGUUUGAAAGCCUACUUGUGUAUAUUUACAUAAUAUAAAUGAAAAUCUAUUGAAUCGAAACGUCAUUUUUGAAAUUCGGGUGUUUCCCAAGAAGUUUCUGCAUCCAAGCAGUUUUCAGAGUCUUUGUUCCAUCCCUCGGCUAAAAUCCGUUUUAAUUGUUGCAGGGUUUGAGACUUGCUUUAUGACAUUUUCCCUUUUAAGGUGCGCUAGUAAUUAUUUAUAGGGGCUGCAAGUAAGCCAUUGGAACACUUUUAUUUGUUCGCUCUUAACCGUUUCUUAGUUUUCCUUGGGAAGCGGAACCUGGCAUGAUCGUGAUGAAAAAUGCUUGGGACGAGUUCGAAGAAUUCGUAAUAACGUAGAUUUAGCUAAUUACUCGUCGGCAUCUACGAUAUAAUCACAGAAAUGUAGUUGCCCAAUUCCUCGUGUUCCCAUACAUUCCCAGUCCAUUCCCGAAACCUAUUGAGAACUGGCAAUUUGGAUGGUUGUUUUAUGCUAGUUCCGAAUGACAUAUUAAAUACGGUAAGUACCGUAUUUAAUAUGAAGCGUCGAUUGAUCUGACCUUAAGGCUAAAUGCCACUUUGCUACGUUUCACUUCGAGUGGGCUCGUGAUCACAGGAUGCGGCGACGUUAAAGUUAGUUGAGAAAUUCUUUUGUCGUUUUAGUUCAAUACUUCAAUCUUCUUAUUCAUAUUUUGAACUGUAUUUUCAAAUACAUCUCUCUCGAACCAUUAUUUAACCCUAGCUUUUAUUUUCUGCACAAAAACGUGUCUGAUUUCUACAAUAGGCCAAAGUAAU
Messenger RNA from Centruroides sculpturatus (bark scorpion), 3514 nucleotides. Its product is annotated as patched domain-containing protein 3-like. The transcript is spliced from 4 exons. NCBI's taxonomy places the organism in Eukaryota, Metazoa, Arthropoda, Arachnida, Scorpiones, Buthidae. Bases 1 to 2622 code for a protein of 873 amino acids. Gene Ontology annotation, cellular component: membrane. The record is from RefSeq and is a predicted model, not a curated record.